This is a messenger RNA of Alternaria rosae, 971 nucleotides long. RefSeq lists its product as uncharacterized. Lineage: Eukaryota; Fungi; Ascomycota; Dothideomycetes; Pleosporales; Pleosporaceae. The transcript has 3 exons. The record is from RefSeq and is a predicted model, not a curated record. The coding region runs from base 301 to 819 and encodes 172 amino acids.
GCUAAGCGCAAGACCGUCACCUCCCUCGACGUCGUCUACGCCCUCAAGCGCCAGGGCCGUACCCUCUACGGUUUCGGUGGUUAAACAUCUCAUCUUCUCGUCACGACACAUCGGCGCCCGGCAUCGACGGCUUCUCGCGGCUUCUUGGUCGGGGAUUGUCCGCAUGGUCACACAUUGUUUAUGGAUAUGAUCUGGUCACGGCUAUCGGUCUUCACGGCGUUAUGUUCAUGGGUGGUUUGGAAAUGAUCAAUAUGAAGCUUCGAUCUUCACUUAGCUAGUUCAGUCAAUGCAUACAUAUUCAUGCACAUUGCUGUUCAAUUGUUUCGUGCUGUGAAGUUGACUCAUGCCGUGCUGUCCUUGCCUUUGGCAUAUCUUCCUACCGCCUGCUGCCAACAUCUGACCGCAGACAAAUCCCUCUCAACCUUAGCAUUCUUCGACCCCAUCUCUUCAGCUCCACUAGCACUCCUCCGCGUUGACCGCAGUCAGAGCCGAAAGGUACGCUUUAGUAACCACAUCGAGCUGGUCGAACGGCUGUCCACUCUUCGAAAACAUGGACCCGCACACGGCCUUUCACUCUCAUGGCAGAAGCUACCGGAGUUAACCCCACAAUCACGCCCUGGGCACCGGGGAAUAUCUCGACAUUACCCAGUGGGCUCUUGUAGUAAUGGCGCACUUCGUAGCCGAAACCUUCGCGUUGUUCCGGACGUCUUCCCGGAAGGUGGUUUCGCCGGCGGAGGUGUCGAUAAAGCGUUCCACGACUUCCACCCUUGUGGGGAAGGCAUGCUAGGUGAGGAUGAAGGGCAUGUUGAGCAAGUGUGAUGAAGUGCGGAUAUGUCGAUGUUGAAGAGCAGGAGUGAGCGCUGAAGUGGAGAGCGGAAUAUUUGAGUGUGGGACUUGGACGCAAUGUAGCGUGAGGAUGUGAAAAUGAGCGUGGUAUAUGGAGUGCGCUGAUUGAGCAAGAGCUCGCCACA